Messenger RNA from Pararge aegeria (speckled wood butterfly), 516 nucleotides. RefSeq lists its product as uncharacterized. The transcript is spliced from 4 exons. The record is from RefSeq and is a predicted model, not a curated record. NCBI's taxonomy places the organism in Eukaryota, Metazoa, Arthropoda, Insecta, Lepidoptera, Nymphalidae. Bases 1 to 516 code for a protein of 171 amino acids.
AUGAUUAGUUUGCCGAAGAUAAAACGAGAUCCGAAAAAAACAACAAACCUUUGCAAAUGCCAUCCAGUCUGUAAAAACCGUAGACCCGAAUGGAAAGGACAGCUGCAGAACACGUCCGCUGAACUUCUUAAACCUAUUCAUGACUGCUUCCGAAAGUGGCCUACGAGAGUGUACCCCAACAGUCCUUGUCCACUGUUCUCGCGGAUACAUCCCGUGACCGUCAUCGAGAGAGGCUGCGAACGUCCGCCAAACGUCGUUCGGAUAUGCCAGGCGCCAGUCGACGAUGCUGUGGAAACUCCUUAUUUGAAGUUCGCCCAAAUAGUUAAAAAUCUAGGUGCUAUGGACGCUGUUAAAUCGCACUGUUCGUUCUGCAAAUGCCGCGGUUGCUGUGUCUGCCGCCAAAGCGACUACCAGAUGGCGGACGAGACGCGCGACAAGACUCGACGACGCGACAUGCGCGAUUUCGACGCGCGUGUCAUACACGACUAUAAGACCAUGCGGAUUAUGUACCGAUAA